Messenger RNA from Linum trigynum, 1617 nucleotides. NCBI's taxonomy places the organism in Eukaryota, Viridiplantae, Streptophyta, Magnoliopsida, Malpighiales, Linaceae. The record is from the annotation of a GenBank genome assembly.
AUGGCACAAGAUUCGCAGAGAAUCGUGAUACCAGAGGCGCUGCAGCUGUCCAGAGAUGACAUUGGGGUUCAAUUCGCGCUGAUGUGGGAGUUCAUCAAGGCUCCGUUGAUUGUCCCCUUGCUGCAGCUCGGCGUCGUGAUUUGCUUAAUCAUGUCCCUGAUGCUCUUCUGCGAGAGGGUUUACAUGGGCAUCGUUAUCGUCCUCGUCAAGCUCUUCUGGAAGAAGCCUGAAGAGCGUUACAAUUGGGAGGCGUUGGAGGAAGAUAUGGAGUCCGGUAGCUCCAACUUCCCCGCCGUUCUCAUCCAAAUCCCCAUGUUCAACGAACGCGAGGUUUACAAGCUCUCCAUUGGAGCUGCAUCGAAUCUAUCUUGGCCAGCGGAUCGUCUGGUGAUCCAAGUCCUCGAUGACUCGACGGACCCUGAAAUCAAGCAAAUGGUGGAAUUGGAAUGCCAGAGGUGGGCGAGCAAAGGGGUAAACAUCCGGUACCAAAUCCGGGAGACUCGCGGCGGGUACAAAGCCGGAGCGCUCAAAGAAGGCCUGAAACGGGGCUACGCCAAGCACUGCGAUUACGUCGCCAUCUUCGACGCCGAUUUCCAGCCGGAGCCGGAUUACCUCCGCCGCGCCAUUCCCUUCCUCGUCAACAACCCGGAGAUCGCCCUUGUCCAAGGCCGCUGGCGAUUCGUGAAUUCCAACGAGUGUCUGCUGACAAGGAUGCAAGAGAUGUCGUUGGACUAUCAUUUCACCGUGGAGCAGGAAGUCGGGUCGGCCACCCAUGCCUUCUUCGGCUUCAAUGGGACGGCGGGAGUAUGGAGAAUAGCAGCCAUUGAUGACGCCGGUGGUUGGAAAGACAGAACCACCGUGGAAGAUAUGGAUCUCGCUGUCAGGGCCAGCCUCCGCGGCUGGAAGUUUGUCUACCUCGGCGACCUUCAGGUAAAAAGCGAGCUGCCCAGCACAUUCAAGGCCUUCAGGUUCCAGCAGCACAGGUGGUCCUGCGGUCCGGCCAACCUGUUCAGGAAAAUGGUGAUGGAGAUCGUCAGGAACCAGAAAGUCCGGUUCUGGAAGAAGGUCUAUGUCAUCUACAGCUUCUUCUUCGUCAGGAAGAUCAUAGCCCACAUGGUGACAUUCAUCUUCUACUGCGUCGUGCUUCCCCUGACGAUCCUGGUGCCCGAGGUUCAGGUGCCCAUCUGGGGAGCGGUCUACAUUCCUUCUAUCAUCACGAUCCUGAACUCGGUGGGGACUCCCCGGUCGAUUCACCUGCUGUUCUACUGGAUCCUGUUCGAGAAUGUCAUGUCGCUGCACCGCACCAAGGCGACUUUGAUUGGGCUGUUGGGAGCUGGGAGGGCCAACGAGUGGGUUGUGACGGAGAAGCUUGGGAAUACCCUGCAGAAAGUUGCUGAUGCUGCUAAGAACAAGACUUCUGCUGCCAAGGCUAUCAAACGACACCGCUUCAAGUUUGCUGAGAGAUUGAACAAGACAGAGCUGGGGUUUGCAUUGUUCCUGUUCGUCUGUGGCUGCUAUGACUAUGUUCAUGGGAAGAACAACUACUUCGUAUACCUAUUCCUUCAGACCAUCACCUUCUUCAUAGCCGGAGUUGGCUACAUUGGCACCAUCAUAUAA